UGCCGGGAGACGGCGCGGCCUCAGCGGCGGCUCGCUCGUGCGGAGGUCGCGGCUGGGCCGGUCAGCCGGCGCCAUGGCUCCCAAAAGGAAAGGGAAGAAAGGCAAAGCCAAAGGCACCCCGAUCGUCGAUGGACUCGCUCCAGAGGACAUGAGCAAGGAGCAGGUGGAGGAACACAUUGGCCGCAUCCGGGAGGAGCUGGACCGGGAGCGGGAGGAGCGCAACUACUUCCAGCUGGAGCGAGACAAGAUCCACACCUUCUGGGAGAUCACACGGAGGCAGCUGGAGGAGAAGAAGGCUGAGCUGCGGAACAAGGACCGGGAGAUGGAGGAGGCCGAGGAGCGGCACCAGGUGGAGAUCAAGGUGUACAAGCAGAAGGUGAAGCACCUGCUGUAUGAACACCAGAACAACCUGACUGAGAUGAAGGCCGAGGGCACGGUGGUGAUGAAGCUGGCCCAGAAGGAGCACCGCACGCAGGAGGGCGCCCUGCGCAAGGACAUGCGGGCGCUGAAGGUGGAGCUCAGGGAGCAGGAGCUGGCCAGCGAGGUGGUGGUGAAGAACCUGCGGCUGAAACACACUGAGGAGAUCACUAAGAUGCGGAACGACUUUGAGAGGCAAGUUCGAGAGAUUGAGUCCAAGUACGAUAAGAAGAUGAAGAUGCUUCGGGAUGAACUUGACCUGCGGAGGAAGACUGAGAUCCACGAGGUGGAGGAGAGGAAGAACAGCCAGAUCAACACGCUGAUGCAGCGCCACGAAGAGGCCUUCACCGACAUCAAGAACUACUACAACGACAUCACCCUGAACAACCUGGCCCUCAUCAACUCCCUUAAGGAGCAAAUGGAGGACAUGCGGAAGAAGGAAGAACACCUGGAGAGGGAGAUGGCGGAGGUGUCCAUGCAGAACAAGCGCCUGGCCGACCCUCUGCAGAAGGCGCGGGACGAGAUGCACGAGAUGCAGAAGCAGCUUGGGAACUACGAGCGGGACAAGCAGAUCCUGGUCUGCACAAAGGCACGUUUGAAAGUCACUGAGAAGGAGCUGAAAGACCUGCAGUGGGAGCACGAAGUGCUGGAGCAGCGGUUCCUGAAGGUACAACAGGAGCGCGAUGAGCUCUACCAGAAGUUCACAGCCGCCAUCCAAGAGGUGCAGCAGAAGACAGGCUUCAAGAACCUGCUGCUGGAACGCAAGCUGCAGGCCCUGAAUGCCGCUGUGGAGAAGAGGGAGGUGCAGUUCAACGAGGUGCUGGCCGCCUCCAACCUGGACCCUGCCACCCUGACACUUGUGUCCCGCAAACUGGAGGAUGUCCUGGAAUCCAAGAACAGCACCAUCAAGGACCUGCAGUAUGAGCUGGCCCGGGUCUGCAAGGCUCACAAUGACCUGCUACGCACGUAUGAGGCAAAACUGCUGGCCUUUGGGAUCCCCCUGGACAAUGUGGGCUUCAAGCCGCUGGAGACAGCCGUGGUCGGACAGACACUGGGCCAGGGCCCUGCCGGACUGGUGGGCUCUCCGACAUAGCUGCCCUACCCAGGGCUGUCCUCUGUAGGACCCUCUCACCACUGUGACAGCAAGCUUUUGUUUUUAGAUUUCUGCAGCAAUUGAAGGUUUUGCACA
Lepus europaeus (European hare) is the source of this 1606-nucleotide messenger RNA. It is a transcript of the gene GAS8, whose product is annotated as growth arrest specific 8. Gene Ontology annotation, cellular component: motile cilium; microtubule; Golgi apparatus. Gene Ontology annotation, biological process: flagellated sperm motility. Gene Ontology annotation, molecular function: microtubule binding; small GTPase binding. The coding region runs from base 74 to 1510 and encodes 478 amino acids. The transcript has 11 exons. Lineage: Eukaryota; Metazoa; Chordata; Mammalia; Lagomorpha; Leporidae. The record is from RefSeq and is a predicted model, not a curated record.